This is a messenger RNA of Physella acuta, 1407 nucleotides long. RefSeq lists its product as uncharacterized. The record is from RefSeq and is a predicted model, not a curated record. Lineage: Eukaryota; Metazoa; Mollusca; Gastropoda; Physidae.
UAUAUUAUAUUUCUGAAGUGAGUUUACUAUAGUUUUGUUUUACUGUUUAGGCGAAUGAAUGGAAAUGAAAUUGAUUCAAUAAGAUGAAGCUAUAUCUUUGACAAAAUGAUAUAUUAUUGAAUCUAUUUACACUUAACACAAAUUUGAAAAAAUUAAAUACAGGUACAAUUAGGUUAGGUUUGCCUGUCGCCCCUCCUGGGACAUAGGCCGCUGACAAAAGCUUCCCAGGCAUCUCUGUCCUGGGCUAAUCUCUCCAACUGUUAAAGGUACAGUAUUUGAUCAUUUCAUUCCUAUUCCACGGAGGUAAAGCCAUGGUAUCCAUCGUUUCAUCGCAACAGGCGAUUUACCGUAGUGUUCCGCCAUGCCCAGUCGCCUAUACUCUCACCAACGAACUGGACCGCUUGAGAGACAAGCAUAGGUCAAGCACUGCCCCCGUCUACACAAACACGCCGGAAAACUUUGCCCAUAGAUUCAGGUCACGUCCGAUCACUCGGCCAAAGGUCAUCCAGUUCGAUGGUUCGAGCUUAAGACAGAGAGGACACCCACUGACCAGACGAUACAUACCUGUGGUGCGGGCCAAGGUGGUCACGGAGACCACGAAACUACAGUCAACAGCCGAACAUGAUAAUGAGCUCCCGCCUUUGGUAGACACUAGCCCUAGACAAAACACCACCACCAGACCACCACCCAAAAGUCCACGCACCAGACGACAGCAGUUGUCUCCCGUUAUGAUGACGUCAUUAAAACAGACGACAAGCCACAAGUCGCACGAGAAUGGAUCAGCCGGGAAGCCUCAUGAUAAAUCAUACACUCGUCUUCCAGCAUCAAAAUAUCAAAAUCGUCUCAAGUAUACAGGUGCAAUCAAAAGCGCGGACCGAGCCAGCGACCAUACCGACUUGCUCAGCGACCACAUACGGAAUUUACAUUUCCUAGCCACCAGCUCACAGUACGAUGACGUCACUGCCCUGCCCCGGCCUCAGAAGGUCAACCCAAAGAGAGACCUACCCUGGGUGUACCGGUUCAAAGUGAAGCGGGCCAACAACACUAUAUCCAAGAUCAUGGCCAGCAAACCAAUGUUGAAUAAAGAUCGAACGAUACUCAACCUCUUUUAACACACAAACCUGAAAUACUUAAAUACGUUUUUAGUCCACUGUCAAUAUACAAUGGUUACACGGCAAAUUUAAUAUUUGGGGGUUGGGAGGGUCAUUAAUAAACAACAUCAAGUUAAUUUCUACAAAGUACCCCCCCCCUUUUUUUUUUCUUCCCUUCACACAAAGGAAACCCAACUCGUUAGGCCAAAGAUAUUUCGCUUUUGCCAUAAUAUUUUAGAAACAUCCACGAUUUAAACACAUUUGGUUGUGAAACAAGUCGGGAACUUCCGCAUAACCUAUCGUUAAACGUCUUCAC